UGUGAAUCCCACGUGCAUUUCGGGGUAGGAGUUGUCUCCCCUUGAAAAGAUCAAUAAUAGCGGAUAAACAAUGCGGCAUGCAGUCUGGUCAUCAACGGACAGUUUUGACACCCGUAAUACCCGUAUUUCUACCAAUUACCUCUGUAACCUUUGUUGUGUUCAUCACACAGAUGAUGGACCAUUCUACUUCCUUUUACAACAGAUGCCCCUACAGAUUCACAAAGUUCCAGUGUUGCGUUUCCAUGACCCCCAUUCAUCCACAACAGGAAAAGGAAUAGAGUUGACAGGACUUCCAGCACUGUCCCUGGUAGCAGUUUAUGAGGGAACCAACCAUAGUAGACAUAGCAUGCUUCAUCAAAGAUGCUCCAGAUGCAGCGGCACUGUCUCCAUCACUGGUGAAAUGGGAUAUGACUAGUGGACGGUCAUCAUUUUGUAACUCACCAACACAGUUAGCGGCCCAUCUCUUCUCGUCUCCAAUGGUGGUCUCCGGAGGAAUGAUUGCAGUGCAGUCUUUAUGUCCUGGGCAGGUUUGUUGCAUGUUGGCGGCUGACGCUUGUUCAAUAUUUGCACCAAGAAGCAUACCACGCAUACCCUCUGUUGUAAGACUGGUACCCAGGUGACCGACAGCCAUGGUCACAUUCAGCUGUGGAGCUCUUCGUCCCCUGCCAGAUUUUCUCACCUCUUCGUAAAGCUUUUCUUUGUGACUGGUAUAGUGGCACUUCUUACAUCCAAUGGAAAGGAUCCAUGCCAGGCUUCGUUUUUCCUCCCCAUGCUGAUUCCAGUUCAGUGGACCAUCACAGUCUGGAAACUUAUGUGAGUGUUCUUUAAAUGCAUUGUUCCACAAUUUAGCAGUCUUUUCUUGGUGAAGUACUUUGUAUAAUUUUGAAUUUGGGUCAUCUGACACAGAUUCCA
Molecule: messenger RNA, 912 nt
Organism: Saccostrea cuccullata (small rock oyster)
Lineage: Eukaryota; Metazoa; Mollusca; Bivalvia; Ostreida; Ostreidae
Exons: 6
Coding region: 71-415 (114 amino acids)
Source: RefSeq, a predicted model, not a curated record